GAACGCUUCUGCUGCCUCUUCCAUUCACUCGCUCCUUGUUCUUUGAUUUCUUGUAGGCCUCUGCGGCAGAGAUGGAGAAAAUAAGGGUACGAAAUUCCUGGGUGCCAGCCUGCCUAUGGCAACCUAGAAUACUCCAGGGGAGGCUCGCAAAAUCUUCGCCUACCCUCUGGGACAGCACGUUGCAGGAACAGAAAGGGGAACUUCGCAAGCGACUCUCCUACACAACUCACAAACUGGAAAUGCUUGAAACAGAAUUCGAUUCUACACGCCAAUAUCUCGAAGUAGAACUGAGACGCGCUCAGGAAGAACUCGAAAAAGUGACAGAAAAGCUGAGACGGAUACAAAACAAUUACCUAGCCUUACAAAGAAUUAAUCAAGACCUAGAAGACAAAUUGUACAGGAUGGGUCAACAUUAUGAAGAAGAAAAAAGAGCAUUAAGCCACGAAAUAAUAGCCCUCAAUAACCAUUUGAUAGAAGCCAAGGUGACAAUUGAUAAAUUGUCAGAAGAUAAUGAGCUCUAUAGAAAGGAUUGCAAUUUAGCUGCUCAGCUGCUCCAGUGUAGCAAGAAUUACGACAGGGCGCAUAAGCUUUCCGAGCUGCCAUCGGAAUUUCAGGAACGUGUCAGCAUUCACUUAGAGAAGCAUGGAUGCAGCCUCUCCGUACCUCUGUGUCAUACAUCAUUUGCUGACAACAUCCCGACAUGUGUCAUUGCUAAAGUCCUAGAGAAGCCCGACCCAAACAGCCUUUCUUCCCAUUUGUCGAGCUCAUCAGCCAGAGAUCUUGCCUUCCAGGACUCCGUCGGAAAGCUCAGCCAAAGACCUCAAUACAAGUCUGACAUCUAUUGCAGUGAUACAGCUCUUUACUGCCCGGAAGAGAGAAGAAGGGAAAGAAGGCAGAGUGUUGACAUGCAAGUGAAAGACGUUGGGUUCCUGAGAUCCCAGAAUUCCACAGACAGCACCGUUGAAGAAGAUGGCUUCCAUUCCAGUUUCUCCCAUGAAGCUUUCCCGGAAUAUGUUACCUCUCUGCCUACUUCGAGCUCCUACUCCAGCUUCAGCGUAACGUCUGAGGAGAAGGAGAAUGCCCAAGCUAACACAUUGACUGCCUCCCAGCAAGCAAUCUACAUGAGCAGCCGCGAUGAGAUGUUCGAAAGAAAGCCAUCUUCAGGUUAUGACCACCAGGGGAGCCCCAGGUUUGCCAAGUCCAAAUCCAUUCAGCACAUGGAGCUGGCUGAUGACCAUGAGAACUCCCCAACCUUCACUAGGACUAUGUCGCCUUAUACAAGCGAGCCUUACCACUUCUCGGCCAUAACAACCCAGCAAGCUUUAGCAUCGCAGCAAAUGCGCAGUGAGUGCAGGGACACCCAUUUGUCUGAAGAGGACCUCCCUGGGCGGUGGAGGCAGCUGAGCGUGGAGGACAUCGGGGCCUAUUCUUACAGGAACAGUGGUAGACUUUCCCCCUGCAGCUUCUCAGAGCAGUAUUACAGAAGCCCCGUCAAGAAAGCGGACAGCCGGUCAAGCCCCAUCUAUGCUAGUUACAAAGGUGACAGCUUCUCGGAGGGAGAGGACAUCUGCCAGAGCCGGCUCAUGGAUUCUUGCUUCCUGAGAACAGACAGCGGUCUGAAUAUUGACAUCAGCACCAGCUGUAAACAGGACAAGUUGUCCUCUUACAAAACGAAAGAACUGAGAGACAAGAAGAACGAGAGGAUCACAGUCCAGGUGUGCAGCAGCAAAAGCAUGGAUGGCAGCCCUGUGUUGAAAAGAGAGUAUGUUGACGUUAGUCCAAACAGCUCGGCAGAGUCCCUCAACCAGAGUUCUAUGGAGGCUUCGGAGAUCCACCAGUCUUCCAUCGAGCAAGGAAGCCACUCAAGCCUUCAUAACAAGCAGCAGCAGUUUCAACGGACUGGAAGUACAGGCUUGAGUCGGAAGGACAGCCUCACAAAAGCACAACUGUAUGGGACCCUCCUCAAUUAAACAUCUUCCAAAGUUGCAAUAAGGAGACAAAAACUCAACAAGGACAA
This is a messenger RNA of Elgaria multicarinata webbii, 2017 nucleotides long. It is a transcript of the gene BEGAIN, whose product is annotated as brain enriched guanylate kinase associated. The record is from RefSeq and is a predicted model, not a curated record. The transcript has 7 exons. Lineage: Eukaryota; Metazoa; Chordata; Lepidosauria; Squamata; Anguidae. The coding region runs from base 72 to 1970 and encodes 632 amino acids. Gene Ontology annotation, cellular component: synapse.